AUGAAUUGCGACUGCUGCUCAGAAAAUAUAGCUGAAGGAAGUGCCGCAGUUAAAUGCUCGUCGUGCCUAAAACCCUACCACCAUUCCUGUCUCACGCAGCUGGGUUGUGACCCCCAACUAGCUGAAAUGCAUAACUGGGUGUGUCCAUCCUGCAAACCAAAGAAGCGAAACGCUGAUAGUACUCCGGUACGCAACAGUCAGGCAAGUGAUCCUAAUGUAACACUUAGAAAGAAAGAGCCUUCGGUAACUAUCCUCGACGAUGUAGCUCCUGUUACUUCUGGCGAAGUCUCGCGUAUUAUGAAAAACCAGAUCGACGAACUGAUGCGCCAUCUCAACCAAACUUUGGCGAACUAUGUUAACACUCAGAUGAAGGCGAUAACGGACAAAUUAGAAGGGGUAAAUUCAUCAAUUGAAUUUAUGAAUGUAAAGUUUGAGGAAAUGAAGACCGAGUUUUUCUUAAACACCAAACUCGUUAACGAACUAAAAAAGGAAAAUGAGCAACUCAAAACCACUGUUAAAGACUUAGGUAUGAGGUUAACUCAGAUGGAACAACAAGCACGUUCUACAAAUGUGGAAAUUCAAUGUCUACCGGAGCACAACAAUGAAAAUCUUGUGUCAACUGUCUUGAAUAUUAGUAAGGUGAUAUCUGGCGACAUAAAUGAGAGUAACAUUCAUCAUGUCACAAGAAUUGCAAAGCAAAGCCCAGUGAAUAACCGACCAAAGUCUAUCGUCGUUCAGUUCAGCAGCCCACGGGUCCGUGACAACUUCCUGGCGGCUUCCAUCAACUUUAAUAAAAACAAACCUUCUGAGGAGAAGCUCAACACGGCGCUUCUUGGGAUUGCCGGUAGAAAGGAAAAUGUCUAUAUAGUUGAACAUUUAUCACCGGCAAAUAAGGCGCUGCAUGCUGCGACCAGGAUUAAAGCGAAGACUUUGGGCUACAAGUAUGUGUGGGAGGACACAACAUUCGAGACUAAAUCGAACCUCACCUUCGAAGCAACUCGAUAUGAAAAUGGCCGCAAAUUCCACUGCGAGGCAGCAAACGAAGUCACUCUAGAGACAAAAGACCAACCGAUGCGUGCUACCAAGGAACUCGAAAUCUGGUAUCCCCCAAUCGUGCGAGUGGAACCGAAAAACAUAACGGUAAUAGAAGGGGCGAAGCUGCUUCUCAAAUGCGAAUACGAGAGCAAUCCUUCCUCAUUGAAGAGAGUCAUUUGGUACCGUAACGGUGAACGUGUGCCAGUUCAGAACACCAGCCAUUAUGAAGGUGGAACCACAGACCAGCACAGCCUUAUCAUAUUGGACGCCAAUGGUGGAGAUAUGGGCAACUACACCUGUGUGUUGGGUAACUCGGUGGGCAAUGGAUCCAGUCAAGAAAGUAUUGAUGUUAAUGUAUUGUUCAAACCUCAAGUGCGAUUGACGAUGAGUUCCCCGAGUCCAAUCUUGGAAACAGACCAUAAGAACGUGACCUUGACCUGUGAAGUGGUGUCAGGGAACCCUCCAAUCCUGGAUGAGGUCAUCUGGUUUCUCGAUGGAGAAGUCCUAAAGCAUCUUCCUGAAUGCAACGAUACUGAAGGAGAAGAGAACCUCUGCAAUGAAGUGGAUCCGUCGAUGCUGCUACUCCAGGAUACAACAAAGAGUUUCCACGGAAACUACUCCUGCAAGGGCAAGAACUACGCUGGUUGGGGCAACGUCAGCGCUAAAACUGAACUCGUAGUGAAUUAUCCUCCCGGACCAGCUAAGCUGACAUACUCUCCGUGGCGAGUGGUCAAGGGCAAGAGUUUGGUGCUCAGCUGCAGUAUCAAGGAGCGAGGACGACCAGAAGCUCAUAGAUUCCGUUGGACCCGUGGCGGUCGGCCAGUCAGUGACAUCGUUUCCCAGAACUGGACGAUAGAUCCCGUGACCUUGGACCAUAGGACCAACUUCUCCUGCUGGGGCAUCAACGCUGGAGGAGGGGGAGAGCCUGCUUACACUUCAAUUGAUGUACUUGCUCCACCCAGUUUCAAAUACGCGAUGAACCAUUACAGCGGUGCUUUGUACAAGUCACAAAACAUUUCCUUAUCAUGCACUGUGGAAUGUGCACCUCUAUGCAGCGUGCAAUGGCUGAAGGAUGGACACGUCAUAGACCCCGAAAAGACCGACCGAUACUACGUGGUGGAGAGGAAGAUUGAGCCACAAGUCAAUAGGAAUGAUUUUGAAGCUACCGAGUCUACAUUGCACUGGAACAUGUCAGCUUGGCCAUCACAUGCACUAGACCGAGCCGCAGAUACUGCUAGCUACACCUGCAGGUCUUCCAGAAACUUGGCAGGACCACCUGUGAACAGUACCACUAAAUUUGCUGUAGAGUAUGAACCAGAAAACAUUACUGUAACACCUGAAGUUGUACAAGUGACUGAAAAUGAAAUCCCAGCUAAAGUCGUAUGCUCUGCAAGAGGUUUCCCCAUGCCCUCCUAUGUAUGGCGUCGUGAGCAACCCAGCAAAGUGUCUGCUAAGGAGCAUGCCAACAAUUCUCUGGUCCUCUCAUCUUCAAACACAUUGCUGUUGGGACCAGUUCAAAGAAAGGAUGGAGGGAACUACACUUGUGAAGCUUACAACAGACACGGAUCUGUCAGCACUUCCGUCUUCCUUGAUGUCAUGUAUGUGCCUGAAUGUGGUAUCAAACCAAGUGAAAUUGAUGGAGUCCAAGUACUGGUCUGCACAGCACACGCCAACCCCUCAACGGUAUCAUUCUUCUGGAAGCUGAAAAAUGACAACGACAGUCUGACGGAUGAGAAAAUUUGGCAGCAAGGAGCUCAGAGCUUCUUAAGAUUGAGUACCAGCGUGGAUGUGUACAGGACCUACCUGUGCUACGCCAACAACUCCGUUGGAAUGUCUCGACCUUGUGAAAGAGAUGUUAUGGGUAAUAAGGUAUGGUGGCGUGACCAGCAAAAGAUGUUCCUCAUUGGGGGGAUCGCUCUCGCCAUUUUGGUGAUCACCGUCAUCCUCUGCAUCAUCAUUAUCUGCAUCUGCCGGCGUAUGAGGGCGAAGUCCAAAUCUACGCCAUUGGUCCGAGCAGAUUCAUGGCAUACGUUAUCCAUGCCCCCUUCAAGGUCACCACUAGUAGUGCCCAUGACGAGACCUUAUCAUUAG
Messenger RNA from Spodoptera exigua (beet armyworm), 3126 nucleotides. The record is from the annotation of a GenBank genome assembly. NCBI's taxonomy places the organism in Eukaryota, Metazoa, Arthropoda, Insecta, Lepidoptera, Noctuidae.